UUUAAAAGGAGCACAGGCACAGCAGCAUGUAUGAAGCUGUGACUGGGAUUUCUUUUCUUUUGGGUCCAGUCUGCUGACAGCAAUCGGUUUACAGCCUGUUUGGUUUCAGUUUUCAUAACCAAAGAAAUGGCUUCUGGAUUCUGUGUGAGCAUGCUAAUGCUCUCUCUGAUAACCGUUGGGAUGCAUGCAGCAGGAAAUGUCCACCGAUAUGGAAGUAAAACUGUUAGACCUCAUUCGGCGCAAGCUGGGACUCUACCCCGCUCUUACAGACCAGCACCCUCCAGUUAUGAAGGCUCCCUAAGGCCAAGAGCUUCUGUGGCUAGCUCAAAAAUCCCUGGACGUUUGUCAGCUGAAAGUUCCAAACCGUGGGGUUCAGUGGCUGGCCAUGGUCAAAGUGGUUACGGCAGGCAAGUAAAUAGUUACAGUCAACCAAGAAGUGUCUCUAGUUACAGGUCUACCUCAGUUCUGACUCCCCAGCAGCAGCCGCAAGCUAGAGUCUACCAGAGGCCAAGUGUGAGGGAACCUUCAUCCCAAGGGGAGAAGCGAUAUGGCUCCAGUGUUGUAUCGAGUGGCGCAAUUGAGAUACGUGCUCCAGAAAAGCCAUCUCAGGUGCCGUCCAGUUCACCAGGCACUGGCGUUCGCAAGACCAAAGCUAAAACCUUGGACAGUGUUAAUGCUCAACUUGCAAAGUCUCCAGGAUCAGCUGCCCAGCCACCCAAGAACCACCCUGCGUUCUCUGCACCUGCGGUGCUACAAACCAACAAAGCCAUGUGGGACAGCAUUAAUGCUCCGAGCGCAAAGUCUCCAGGAUCAGCUGCCCAGCCACCCAAGAACCACCCUGCGUUCUCUGCACCUGCGGUGCUGCAAACCAACAAAGCCAUGUGGGGCAGCAUUAAUGCUCCGAGUGCAAAGUCUCCAGCUUCCACUGUGCAGCGUCACAAGCGGCCUUCGUCAGUGCCUGGUGUGCUGCAAGCCAAUCCUGGCCAGUUGCCAAUUUAUACCUCUAGUGCGACGUCUCCACACUCUACUUCCCAGCGGCACCAAAAGCCCUCUCCUUUUUCAGCACCUGUUGUGCAGCAAACCAACCAAAGGUGGGGUGGCAUGUUCUCUAACCCCAGGAGUUCAAGACCAGUAGCAUCCGGAUACUACAGAGGGCUGCAGUCCGGCCAUCCAGCGGCCCGGCAGCAGGAAAGGAUGUUGACUCGCCAGCCAAUGCAUUUGGGCUCUCCAGCCACCAGUGUGCGCCAAAACAAAGAUGUCAGCUCAUUUCCACAAAUGAAACCUGGCCUAAGAAGCUCUAGACCAGUAAACAUGGCGUCUCUCUACCAACAUGGCGGUCGGCUACCACAACUCUCCUACAACAGAGAUUGAUGGCCUCUGGCAUCUUGAUUGGUCCUAGCCCUCCUGAAUGGCUUCGUGUGGACUCUCACCGAACUUUAAUAAAUUGCUUAAAUC
Fundulus heteroclitus (mummichog) is the source of this 1455-nucleotide messenger RNA. RefSeq lists its product as uncharacterized. Lineage: Eukaryota; Metazoa; Chordata; Actinopteri; Cyprinodontiformes; Fundulidae. The coding region runs from base 127 to 1371 and encodes 414 amino acids. The record is from RefSeq and is a predicted model, not a curated record. The transcript has 4 exons.